CUCUGUGGAGCUGCUCCUGCCAACUCAUUGCUUUCUGUUGUGCUGUGUUCCGUAGCCAGUGACGGCUGGUGCUACUGCAGUCACUGCAGACCAGACCGAGCCAGAAGUUUCCUCUUCUACAUAAAGGGUCAAGAAACUGGAGCAUGGCUAUGAGCAAUGGAAACAAUGAUUUUGUGGUCCUGAGCAAUGGCAGCAUCACAACCAGUGCUACCAUCCCUAGUCCCCUCACGUCCUGUGAUGGAGACCUUGCAGCCCAGCAGCUCACACCCAAAGAAGCAGCAAGAACAAAAGUGAGUCCCAAUGGAUGCCUGCAACUUAAUGGCACAGUUAAAUCAUCUUUCCUGCCUUUAGACAACCAAAGAACACCUCAGAUGUUAUCCCAAUGCUGCCAUCCUUGCCCAUACCAUCACCCUCUGACUAGCCAUUCCAGUCACCCAGAGGGCCAUCCCGAGGCUGGCCCUGCAGCACCCUCUGCUUUGGCCUCAUGUUGCAUGCAGCCACACUCCGAGUAUUCUGCAUCUCUUUGUCCAAACCAUUCACCUGUGUAUCAGACUGCGUGCUGUUUUCAGCCCUCUCCAUCCUUCUGCCUGCACCAUCCGUGGCCUGACCAUUUUCAGCAUCAGCCUGUGCAACAGCACAUAGCCAACAUAAGACCAUCCAGACCUUUCAAGUUACCAAAAAGUUAUGCAGCCCUGAUAGCUGACUGGCCAGUGGUCGUCUUGGGCAUGUGCACUGUGUUCAUUGUGGUCUGUGCCUUGGUUGGAGUAUUAGUGCCAGAGCUUCCUGAUUUCUCUGAUCCAUUGCUGGGUUUUGAACCAAGAGGGACUGCAAUAGGCCAGAGACUGGUCACAUGGAAUAACAUGGUGAAAAAUACAGGAUACAAAGCAACAUUAGCAAAUUAUCCUUUUAAAUAUGCAGAUGAACAAGCCAAAAGCCAUCGGGAUGAUAGAUGGUCAGAUGAUCAUUAUGAAAGAGAGAAGAGAGAAGUUGACUGGAACUUCCACAAAGACAGCUUUUUCUGCGACGUUCCAAAAUGUGAAUUAUUGCUCUUCAAAAAUGAGAUUAAAAAUGAAGUCUUCGUUAAAAUCAGAUCUCAUCCCCAGUUUGGUGAUCUCUGCCAGAGGACCACCGCUGCUUCCUGCUGUCCCAGCUGGACGCUGGGAAACUACAUUGCCAUUCUGAACAAUAGAUCGUCCUGUCAGAAAAUUGUUGAGCGAGAUGUUUCUCAUACCUUGAAGCUUCUUCGGACAUGUGCCAAACACUACCAGAAUGGCACUCUGGGGCCAGACUGCUGGGACAUGGCAGCCAGAAGAAAGGAUCAGCUCAAGUGCACCAAUGUGCCACGCAAAUGUACCAAGUACAACGCUGUGUACCAGAUCCUCCAUUACUUGGUGGACAAAGACUUUAUGACCCCAAAGACAGCUGAGUAUGCCAUGCCGGCUUUAAAAUAUAGCAUGCUCUUCUCUCCCACCGAGAAAGGGGAGAGCAUGAUGAACAUUUACUUGGACAACUUUGAAAACUGGAACUCCUCUGACGGCGUGACUACCAUCACUGGGAUUGAGUUUGGUAUCAAACACAGUUUGUUUCAAGAUUAUCUUCUAAUGGAUACUGUGUAUCCUGCUAUAGCCAUUGUGAUUGUCCUUUUAGUCAUGUGUGUCUACACUAGGUCCAUGUUUAUCACUCUGAUGACAAUGUUUGCAAUAAUCAGUUCCUUGAUUGUUUCCUAUUUUCUCUAUCGUGUAGUAUUUAACUUUGAGUUUUUCCCUUUUAUGAACCUCACUGCACUCAUUAUUUUGGUUGGAAUUGGAGCAGAUGACGCAUUCGUCCUGUGUGAUGUUUGGAACUACACCAAAUUUGACAAGCCUCAUGCUGCAACCUCGGAAACAGUGAGCAUCACCUUGCAACAUGCUGCCCUCUCCAUGUUUGUCACAAGUUUCACCACUGCUGCUGCCUUUUAUGCUAACUAUGUCAGCAACAUUACAGCAAUCAGGUGCUUUGGGGUUUAUGCGGGGACAGCUAUACUGGUGAAUUAUGUUCUGAUGGUCACGUGGCUUCCAGCAGUUGUUGUACUGCAUGAGCGUUAUCUUCUCAAUAUAUUCAGUUGCUUCAGAAAGCCCCAGCAGCAAAUGUACGGUAACAAAAGCUGCUGGAUGGUGGCUUGCCAGAGAUGCCACAAAGUACUUUUUGCCAUUUCAGAAGCGUCUCGGAUUUUUUUUGAAAAAGUAUUGCCAUGCAUUGUCAUUAAGUUUCGCUACCUUUGGCUGUUCUGGUUCCUUGCCUUAACUGUAGGUGGGGCCUACAUUGUGUGCAUAGAUCCGAAGAUGAAACUGCCCUCCUUGGAGUUGUCCGAGUUCCAGGUGUUCAGGUCGUCUCACCCUUUUGAGCGCUACGAUGCUGAGUACAAAAAGCUUUUCAUGUUUGAACGUGUUCACCAUGGAGAGGAGCUCCACAUGCCCAUCACAGUAAUCUGGGGUGUGUCCCCAGAAGACAAUGGCAAUCCACUGAAUCCCAAGAGUAAAGGGAAGUUGACAUUAGAUAGCAGUUUUAAUAUUGCCAGCCCAGCUUCCCAGACCUGGAUUUUGCACUUCUGUCAAAAACUGAGAAAUCAAACAUUCUUUUACCAGACUGAUGAACAGGACUUUACCAGUUGCUUCAUUGAGACAUUCAAACAGUGGAUGGAAAACCAGGACUGUGAUGAACCUGCCCUGUACCCUUGCUGCAGCCACUGGAGCUUCCCCUACAAGCAAGAGGUUUUUGAACUGUGCAUCAAGAGAGCCAUCAUGGAGCUGGAAAGGAGUACGGGGUACCAUUUGGACAGCAAAACCCCAGGGCCACGGUUCGAUAUCAAUGAUACUAUCAGGGCAGUAGUGCUAGAGUUCCAAAGUACCUACCUCUUCACGCUGGCAUAUGAAAAGAUGCAUCAGUUUUAUAAAGAGGUGGACUCCUGGAUUUCCAGUGAGCUGAGCUCUGCACCUGAGGGCCUCAGCAAUGGUUGGUUUGUCAGCAGUUUGGAGUUCUACGAUCUCCAGGACAGCCUCUCUGAUGGCACCCUCAUUGCCAUGGGGCUGUCCGUUGCUGUUGCGUUCAGCGUGAUGCUGCUGACAACUUGGAACAUCAUCAUAAGCCUUUAUGCCAUCAUUUCAAUAGCUGGGACUAUAUUUGUCACUGUUGGUUCUCUUGUCCUGCUUGGCUGGGAGUUGAAUGUUCUGGAAUCUGUCACCAUUUCGGUUGCCGUUGGCUUAUCUGUAGACUUUGCCGUCCAUUAUGGGGUUGCCUACCGCCUGGCUCCAGAUCCUGACAGAGAAGGCAAAGUGAUCUUCUCCCUGAGUCGCAUGGGCUCUGCGAUUGCCAUGGCCGCUCUGACCACCUUUGUGGCUGGGGCUAUGAUGAUGCCCUCCACAGUUCUAGCUUACACCCAGCUAGGCACCUUCAUGAUGCUCAUCAUGUGUGUUAGUUGGGCUUUUGCCACCUUCUUUUUCCAGUGCAUGUGUCGAUGCCUUGGACCACAGGGUACCUGUGGUCAGAUUCCUUUACCUAAAAAACUGCAGUGCAGUGCCUUUUCCCAUGCCUUGUCUACAAGUCCUGGUGACAAGGGACAAAGCAAAACACAUGCCAUGAAUGCUUAUCAUUUAGAUCCCAGGAGCCAAAAGCCUGAACUGGACCAUGAGUUUUAUGAAUUAGAGCCUCUGGCAUCCCACAGCUGCACUGCCUCUGAGAAGACCACUUAUGAAGAGACCCACAUCUGCUCUGAAUUGUUCAACAGCCAAGCAAAGAAUUUAGGGAUGCCUGUGCGUGCAGCUUACAACAGUGAACUCAGCAAAAGCACCAAAAAUGAAACUAGCUCUGCCUUGCUACAGCCCCCUCUUGAACAGCACACCAUGUGUCACUUCUUCUCUCUGAAUCAGAGAUGUAGCUGCCCAAAUGCCUAUAAUCACUUGAAAUAUGGCCCACACGUUUGCCAGCAGAUGGGCAACUGCUUUUGCCACCACUGUACUGCUGCUGCUAGCAGCUUUGUCCAGAUCCAGAACGGUGUGGCACCUCUGAAGGCUGCCGAGGGCUUCGUUCAUCCCAUCCCACACAUCCACCACUGUCCCUGCCUGCAGGGCAGAGUGAAGCAACCUGGAAUGCAGAAUUCUCUGCCUAGGAAUUUUUUCCUCCACCCAGUGCAGCAUAUUCAGGCCCAAGAAAAAAUUGGUAAGACCGAUGUACACAGUCUUCAGAGCAUAGAAGAGCAUCUUCCAAAGAUGACAGAGCCACCAUUUGUCUGCAGAAGCACUGGAUCUUUACUAAAAGCAUGUUGCAAUCCUGAGAAUAACCAAAGGGGACUCUGUCAAAAUCGAGACAGUGGGAAUAUGGAAGGCAGUGGCGGGACUGAAAACAAGGUCUCCAGUUUAGUCCAUCAGACCAGCAAGGCAGAAAGGAAAGUGGGGCUGAGCUUGUCACAGACUGAUGUGACUGUGAAUUCAGAACAUGUAAAUCAGAAUGAACCAAAAUUUAUAUUUAGCCAUCUCAUGGGGGAGGCUGGUUGUAGGUCCUGCCCACACAAUCCACAAAGUUGUGGCAGAAUUGUGAGUGUGAAAUGCAGUUCUGCAGACUGUCAAAUGCCAAACAUUGAAACCAACGUGCCUGCUGUGUUAACACACACGGAGCUUUCUGGUGAAAGUGUGUUAAUAAAAACACUGUAAUAAAUACAGCAUUAAGUUCAGAA
This is a messenger RNA of Galeopterus variegatus (Sunda flying lemur), 4708 nucleotides long. RefSeq names its product dispatched homolog 1 (Drosophila) (gene DISP1). The coding region runs from base 144 to 4685 and encodes 1513 amino acids. NCBI's taxonomy places the organism in Eukaryota, Metazoa, Chordata, Mammalia, Dermoptera, Cynocephalidae. The record is from RefSeq and is a predicted model, not a curated record. Gene Ontology annotation, cellular component: membrane. The transcript is spliced from 8 exons.